Molecule: messenger RNA, 741 nt
Organism: Penicillium daleae
Lineage: Eukaryota; Fungi; Ascomycota; Eurotiomycetes; Eurotiales; Aspergillaceae
Exons: 4
Coding region: 1-741 (246 amino acids)
Source: RefSeq, a predicted model, not a curated record
AUGUCGUCCUCAUACUCAGCCUGGUUCCGUAAGGGCCCUGACCCUGGAACUAUCAUCACCCUUGACCAACCAGUCCCUUCCCGGUGGAAGAUUCUUGAGAAGCUGAACGAGCAUGACUAUCAGGUUAACGAGGAGGAAAACGAUGAGUAUGGCUUCCGUUCUUUCGCCUCGGCUAAAUAUCUAUGCUGCGAUCCCAGAGCCCGGACUAAGAAAGCCUUCAUGCGCAUCUACAUUCAAAAGCCGACAAGCCUCAACAUACAACCCCCAGAAUUGAUCGCCUACCGGGACCUCACUGAAAAGGGCUCGAGUGACACACCAAAGCUUCUCGGAUACAAGACCGAUAAACAGGAUCGCUCGGGGCUAGUUCCGGGUGGGUUCAUUAUCUGGCUUGUGUGGGAGAUCGUCCCAGGGCUGCGCCUCGGAGACGGCAAUGGCGCUGACCCAUUUUGGGCUCUUGAAAGCUACGAAAGGGAGCAGGUUCGCUUGGCUUUUCUUAAGGCUCUACCUAAGCUGCAUGAGAACGGGUGGUUCCCCCGUGUGUGCGGGGCAAGCAGCCUAGUUUGGCACCAGGAGACGCAAACACUCUACUUUAUCGGACCCUUUGAGAAGGCCGGCAAGCCCGAACGUCCGAUUAUGUUCGGUGCCAACUGGAUUGCGCAUUUCGAUCUCGCCAAGCCGGAACCCUCUACGGAUGAACGUGAUAGUGACUGGGAUAAAGAUACGUCACGCUGGCAAUGGUAG